AUGAUCGACGUCGAAGGUAAGAGGUCGUUCACCUCUCAGAACAUCAAGGACGAGGACGGCAAGGUCCUUCGGGACCCCACGUUUAUUCGCCAACGGUGGGCACGGUGGUUCCACAAGCUUCUCAACACCAAGUCGCCGACCAUCGACCUGCAUGCGGCUGACAAGGUCAAGCGGUGGCCCACGUGCGUGCCACUCGACGACAUCCCAUCUCUACUUGAGGUUGAGGAAGCGGUACGGGAAAUGGCCAACAGAAAGGCCGUCGGGCCGGACAACCUACCGGCUGAGCUGAUCAAGCUUUUCCUGGACGGAGAUCAAGGUCUCCUCCGCG
Messenger RNA from Ectocarpus sp. CCAP 1310/34, 328 nucleotides. The record is from the annotation of a GenBank genome assembly. NCBI's taxonomy places the organism in Eukaryota, Phaeophyceae, Ectocarpales, Ectocarpaceae.